Molecule: messenger RNA, 945 nt
Organism: Ixodes scapularis (black-legged tick)
Lineage: Eukaryota; Metazoa; Arthropoda; Arachnida; Ixodida; Ixodidae
Exons: 6
Coding region: 1-945 (314 amino acids)
Biological process (GO): ganglioside catabolic process; lipid transport
Cellular component (GO): cytoplasmic side of plasma membrane
Molecular function (GO): lipid carrier activity; enzyme activator activity
Source: RefSeq, a predicted model, not a curated record
AUGGUAUGGGGAUUAGAGCGGAAGAAGCGGCCAAAGCCACCAAACCACCCCGUGCCAUACAACACGCUCGCCGGCGACGGAGGGGACAGGACCGGCCUUGCAGGGUCGCCGUCGCUGUGCCCAACCGCCAAGAAGCGGCCCGCCUGGCCCCUCAAGGUCGCGCUCCCGGCUUCGGUCAAGGCGGCUGUGAUGGGUGCAUCGCCCCCAGGGAUGCAUAAGGGUGUGGACAGCAUCACUUCAGGCAGCAGUCUUGGGUGGUCAUUUCCUCUGUCUGUCUUUGUGCUGCUGCUCUUCGCCACUGCCGAAGCGGGCAGUCCGUUUGGGCCGGCCAUGAAGGCUUUGAACCAGACCCUGGACAUUCAGAAGAUCCGGGACAUCACCUGGGAGCGCUACCUGCUGCUCCUGUCCACGCCACAGGUGCCCGAGAGGUACCUUCCAGAGGCACCGCAAGCAUGGCUUCUGGCCUUCCAGAAAUGGGGCGACUCCGUGCGCAAGUACGCCGUGCGAAACUGCGGCUCCCGCUUCGACGCUGUGCGCUACGACGAGCUGCGACUGCGGCCGGAUCCCCUCAUGUUUCCCGGCUCGGUGUUCGUCAACUCCGCCAUCAAAGUCUUCAGGAACAUCGAGGAGCCAAUCAAGGUAGAGAUCAACAUGAAGAAAAAGGUCUACCUCUGGGUGACCGUUCCUUGCGUGAACGACUUCGGCUCGUGUGACUACGAGAACAUCUGCACGGCCGGCGACUGUCCACUGUUCUACGAAGUCCUGGGUCUCCCCUGCGGUUGUCCCAUCAAAGAGGGAAAUUACGAGGUACACGAUAAGGAGUUUGUGGUGCCUGCACUAACGCUGCCAGACUGGCUGACCUCCGGUGACUACCAGGUGACCGUCAAGGCCAAGAGCGACGGUGAUCACCUCUUCUGCGUACACUUCACCCUUUCCAUUCGGUGA